This is a messenger RNA of Mus musculus (house mouse), 3355 nucleotides long. It is a transcript of the gene Pygo2, whose product is annotated as pygopus 2. The record is from RefSeq and is marked validated. NCBI's taxonomy places the organism in Eukaryota, Metazoa, Chordata, Mammalia, Rodentia, Muridae. Gene Ontology annotation, cellular component: nucleus. The transcript is spliced from 3 exons. Bases 632 to 1738 code for a protein of 368 amino acids.
GGCGUGUCCGGACCGCCCCCAGGCCCACCCGCAGCUCGCACGGCCCCUGUCGAGUGGUGCGUUCCACUCUGCUACCGGGCUAGCUGGGCGGCGACAGGCGCACUUCGGAGGAGUGGCGUGGCGAGGCCCAGCCUUCCUGGGUGCGGCGUCUGGGCCCUUCCCUGCUUUCCCUCCCCACCGCGUUCCGUGGUGGUGACCCAUUGGAGUUCCGGUUCCGGUUGCUGUGGCUGCGGGCGGGCGGUGAGUCUGGAGCAGGCGCGCAGUUGGUGCAACGGCUCUGUGCUUUCCCCCUCGGCGUGGCUAGGGCUUGCUGCUGCUCGGGGGGGCUGCGCUGCCCCUGACUCCCCUCCGGGCGAUGGUGCGGCCCGAGGACGCCUCCAUCCCCCGCCGACGCUGACUCGGGUCCCCAAUCCAUGGCCGCCUCGGCGCCGCCCCCACCGGACAAGCUGGAGGGAGGCAGCGGCCCCGCACCGCCCCCCGCGCCGCCCAGCACCGGGAGGAAGCAGGGCAAGGCCGUAAGCAAGUGUACGUGGAAGUUAGAGUCUGGAGAGUGGCUGGGAGGAAAGAGACUUGUAGAAACCUCGGGAAAACUUGCCUCCGUCUGCCCAUUGCUGCUCUUCUAGGUCUGCAAAUGAAGAGCCCUGAAAAGAAGCGAAGAAAGUCCAAUACUCAGGGUCCUGCAUAUUCACAUCUGACGGAGUUCGCCCCACCCCCGACCCCCAUGGUGGAUCAUCUGGUCGCUUCUAACCCUUUUGAGGAUGAUUUCGGAGCCCCUAAAGUGGGGGGCGCAGGCCCUCCGUUCCUCGGCAGUCCGGUGCCCUUUGGAGGCUUUCGUGUACAGGGGGGCAUGGCAGGCCAGGUACCCCCAGGCUACGGCACUGGAGGAGGAGGGGGUCCCCAGCCACUUCGUCGGCAGCCCCCUCCUUUUCCCCCCAACCCUAUGGGUCCAGCUUUUAAUAUGCCCCCUCAGGGCCCUGGCUACCCGCCCCCUGGCAACAUGAACUUUCCCAGUCAACCCUUCAACCAGUCUCUGGGCCAAAACUUUAGCCCACCUGGUGGGCAGGUGAUGCCAGGCCCAGUAGGCGGAUUUGGUCCCAUGAUCUCACCGACCAUGGGACAGCCUCCUAGAGGGGAGCUGGGUCCUCCUCCUCUCCCCCAACGCUUUACCCAACCAGGAGCACCUUUUGGUCCUUCUCUUCAGAGACCUGGUCAGGGACUCCCCAGCCUGCCCCCCAACACAAGUCCCUUCCCUGGUCCAGACCCUGGUUUUCCUGGCCCUGGCGGUGAGGAUGGUGGGAAGCCCUUGAACCCACCGGCUCCCACCGCCUUUCCCCAGGAGCCCCAUUCGGGCUCCCCCGCUGCUGCUGUCAAUGGGAAUCAGCCCAGUUUCCCCCCUAGCAGCAGUGGUCGAGGUGGGGGCACUCCAGAUGCCAACAGUCUGGCACCCCCCGGCAAGGCAGGGGGAGGCUCAGGGCCCCAGCCUCCCCCAGGCCUGGUGUACCCCUGCGGUGCCUGCCGUAGUGAGGUAAAUGAUGACCAGGAUGCCAUUCUGUGUGAGGCCUCCUGCCAGAAGUGGUUUCACCGCGAGUGCACCGGCAUGACCGAGAGUGCCUACGGCCUGCUGACCACCGAGGCCUCUGCCGUCUGGGCCUGUGAUCUUUGCCUCAAGACCAAGGAGAUCCAGUCUGUCUACAUCCGAGAGGGCAUGGGCCAGUUGGUGGCUGCUAACGAUGGGUGACUCUAGUACCAUGGCCUGGGAAAGUGCACCUUUUCCACCGUGCUCCUGCAGAGUGGCUCUCUUUCUUUCCUUGUCUUCCACCACUGGCAUCCCAUCUCCAUGGAGCAGAAACAUGUUUCCUGGAAGCAGAAAAGGAACUGAGGCGGACAGGCAGAAAAGCCUGGGUUGCUUGUCUUCUGUUGUUGUUGGUUUUGUUUUUGUUUUUUUCUGGGAACUUGUGCACUGAGUACCUUCAGAGAUCCAGGAAGCUAAAGCCUGGUUGAGCAGAGCCAUUCCUAGAGUCUAACCAGAGGCUGCAAGAGAAAAUGGGCUGGAGGAAGUUUUAGAGAGCAAGGAUGUCCUGUGCGCAGAUGACCCCAACACCCGUGCCUACAAUACCUGUAUAGCCCCAUGGCUGCUGCUGUAGCUCUUGGAGUCGAAUGUUCAAGGUUCCUUGGCUCCCUGAGGUAGAGCCCCUUUCCUUGGGUUCAGGAGACAAAUGGGGAUUUCUUUCUUUUUCUCUGUGUCCCUUUGCUUCCCCUGCACCUGACUUACUCCAUUCCCCUCGGAGCACCAAAUACCUUGAGGAAAUAGGAGAGUUCCUGACUAGGGCAGUUGUCUGGGCUUCAAGACUGUAGGUAAGAGAUGCUGAGAGGACGUCUUCCUCAUACCAAAGUCAUUGUCCUCUCUCAGCUUCUCUUGUGGUUGUUUCUCUCAGUGACCAUGUUUUGCCAAAAAUUGGUAUAUGUGGUCUGAGUGACCAGAGUAUUUGAAGUUGGGGCUCCCCUAGAAGUCUGGACUGCAGGUGUAACCCCCCCCAAUCUGGUGCACAGUGGGACAGUGCUACUUUUCAGCUCUUGGUGCCCUCAUAUCCUCUGUCUCCAGAAAACAUUUGGGAAGGCACGAAGCCCUUAUACCUCACUCCUUCCCCUGAUGAAAGGAUCCAAGGGAGGCCCUGCCAUGGCUUUGGGGACAUGGGGCCGAGCAGCAGGACCCUCAAAGCCAUGGUACCGCAAGCUGGAAGAACCUGAAGUGGUCUGCUUAGUCUUUUUUAUCCUGCGAUGUCAUCGUGGGCCUGGCGAUCCAGCAAUUAGGCUAGGUUUAUUUUUGGUUUUGUAGCACUCCCUGCCAGAGAUGGGAUCGAGGCCUGAUCAGGAGCCUCUCUCAGCUGCUCUUCUUUCCAGCUAACCCAAAAGUCCAUUCCUCAAAUGGGUGGGGAAGGCAGGCUUGGGUGUGGCCCUCCUGAGAGUCGGAGGUGCCCAGCUUGACCGCGAAGGCUGCCCUCUGGGAUGUCCCGUCUCAGCCCUCACGCUCCCUGCAUGGGGAGAGAGAAGACUCAAGAGUUGGCAGCCUUGGAAGCUGAGGAGGGCGAGGGUGGACCUGCUUCUUACUCUGCCCCCCAAUUCCUAAACUACACGAGGCAGCCCCUCUACUUAGCUUUGUGUUGUGCUAUGGUUUUGUUCGCCCAUGUUACCUGCCGCUACUUUUGUGUUGUCUCCAUGGUUUGUAAAAUGCUCCCGGGGAGGGCCCAUCCCCUUGUUCUUCUCUGCUACCUUUUGGAAGAAAGUGGGUUGGCAGGGAUGUGGUUACAGGAUCUUUUUGUACGGUUGGAUUAAUAAAAUGACUUGAAAAUCCAAA